AUGCUACACUUCCUUGCAGCCAUCCUUUCUGCAGCGGCGACCAAAGACGCUACAAUUAAUUGUGUCAACAACGUAUGUGUUUACGAUGUUCGAUAUGGAGGCGGAUCGUCUACCCAAGGCGUUGCGUCAUUGGAAACAUUCGACUUCUUCGUCGACCAACAAAUGAAAGCUUUCCCCAAUGUCCUCUUCGGUUGCUCCGACGCCAGUAGUGACAUUAGCUUCGAGAACAGUGAGGUUUCAGGGAUAUUUGGAUUAAGCUUGGGACCAGAUUCGAUUCUGAACCAACUUUCUCAUUUCAUCCGCUACCGAUUCUCCUACUGUUUCUCUCCUUUCAGUGGCGGAAUACCUCCGCCGCUCGUGGUACGGUUCGGAGAAGACAUUCCGCCACUACAUAACGCUCAAACGACGAUGUUCGUUCAACCGCCGUUCGGAGUCUAUUUCUUCUACAUGGAAUUGGUGGACAUAAGCGUCGGAAAUUAUCGUAUAAACUUUCCACCUUAUACGUUUGAGAUGAGGGGAGAUGGGAGUGGUGGUUGCUUUAUAGACUCGGGAGCAGUGAUCACACAAAUUGAUGCCAACACACCUGGGAUCAAUGCUUAUGAACAAGUACUAAACGUGUUUGAUUCAUAUUAUGAAUCAGAAGGCCUUCAAACAACACAGGGGGAGGGAUUUGAUCUCUGUUAUCUUCUUCCACCUGAGGGUUACUAUAAUUUUGCACCUUUAACAUUCCAUUUUAAUGGAGCCGAUUACACCGUUGAUCGGAAAUUUAUGCAUAUUUUCUAUGAUUCUUAUUUCUGCGUGGCGCUACUAGGAAAGGGAUCGAGUUCGACUGUACUUGGUGCUUGGCAACAACAAAACAAGCGUAUCGUUUAUGAUGGACAGAUCGUCGGACUUCGGUUUGCCGAUGAAGAUUGCAUCCAUGACGUUUUCUGA
Messenger RNA from Hibiscus syriacus, 933 nucleotides. Its product is annotated as aspartic proteinase nepenthesin-2-like. The record is from RefSeq and is a predicted model, not a curated record. Lineage: Eukaryota; Viridiplantae; Streptophyta; Magnoliopsida; Malvales; Malvaceae. Bases 1 to 933 code for a protein of 310 amino acids. Gene Ontology annotation, cellular component: extracellular region. The transcript has a single exon.